UUUAAUAACAUUUCACUAUGGAAUCAUUGCUCAAUAUGAAUUUUAAUGCCCCUAUAGUAUUCACAACCGAAUCCAAACAGUUUGUAUAAUCCUAGACAAGGUCUGCACGAGCGGUUAGGCGUUUACUAUAUCGACUAGUCCUUUGUAAGUCGCUGCUCACGGAUAAGAUCAUUGAUAAGACUGGUCGUAGGGAAAAGAAGAGUUGGGUCCAGUGGAAUAAAAGUGUAGUAACGAAUGAGACUUCGAGACCAAGAGUAUCAUAGUAAUGGCGUCGUAGGAUAACGAGUGAAAAAGAGAGUCUAUGUAUAAUUAAAGGUAUAGUGUGAGAGAGAGAAUAAGGAGAAGUUGGCAAGUUGAUGAAGAGUAACAAGAGCGAGAUGCGAAGAAAAGUCUAUGAGAGAUAAAGAGGAAAAGAGAGAGAGAGAGAGAGAGAGAGAGAGAGAGAGAGAGAGAGAGGACAGAUGAAAGCGAAGCAAAGGUAGUAAGAAGUGACGGUAUCCAAAGUAAGAGGGAGCUUCUAACAGGUCUAUUUGAAGGAUCUAAAAGGCAGUGGCUACGGAGGUGCCCGCAACGCCGCACGUACCGUCGACGGACACUGUGGAGAUACUCGUGCUCCUACCUAAGGACUCCGAUUGGUGCGGAUAGUGCAUGCCGCGUGAUAGUGUGUUAGAGAGUAGUGCUUCUGACAAUGAGCCGCGGCGGCGAGUGUGAUAAGUAAUCGCCGUAGAGCCCAUUCCUGGUUGUGAACGCGUAGUGGCAGUGGAGAAAGAUAGAAGCGCGGAGCAGCGCGGGCGAGCCUCGACUUAAUGACUCGCGUUUUACGUGGGGCGCCCGGAGCCGGAGAUCAUAAUUAUGUUCAAUGUACCGCCCAAGUUCUACGAGCUGUGUCGCCUUUGUUUAUCGUCGGAUGGUGUCAAGUUGUCCAUUUUCGAGGAGGAAGGCGCCCAGCGGAACUUUGCCGACAAGAUACUUACGUGCCUCGCGAUUACGGUAAAGGAUGGAGACUCUUUGCCACCAAUCAUCUGCCACAGAUGCGUGUACAAAUUGGAUAUACUACACAAUUUCCGUGAAGUCUCACGCAAAUCCGAUGUCAUACUCAAACAGUACCUGGACUAUGCUAAGCAGUUGUCGUCCCAAGACGAUCAGGAAAAGUCUUUCUCCACUGCCAAAGUAGCAGAUUUAAGCCCACUUCAGUCGUUUCUCCAAUUGAACAAAACUCUGUUCAACGAGGAGCCCAAUUCUCCGGCCAGCAUUAAUCAAAACGUAAUACCUCAAACUCAGACUCAUCAUCUGGAACUACGAGCUAAUGAGAUGCCCGAGCAGGAGAACAUAAAGUGUGAACCAGAGGACGAUACGUGCUCGAACAGCUCGGAUCCCGACAGAUUGGAGAUUGAGGAUCGCGACGAUCAGGAGAGCGAUGGCGAGGAGAAUGGCUACGAUAUGACUGUUAACAAAAGGAUCAAGAUGGAGGCCGGUUACGAAAGCUCAAAACAGAGCACACCAAAUCGCAGUCCGGUUAAUAGAAUGGACACCCCCGAGAGCAAUUGCUCGGAUACUCACAUCGACCAGGAGACCACAAAGCUCUGGCAAGCGCUGGCAAAUAACAGGAGUCUCGAAAUAACAAGGACAAAUGGCGACAAGUUGAACAACGGUUUUACUGGCGAGGCAACCAAUCUACUGCGCUCUCUAAUUAACAACAGGCACAUUGGUAUUACUCCAGUGGACGCCGACAGGAUUUCACCUCAAAUAAGAUUCUACAGGGACACCCAAGGAACGACGAUCGAACGGACGGUUCCCGAUUGUUCUGUCCUGGGUAAUCGUACGAAUAUGCCCUGCGUUGAGAAUAAGAGUGCCUCCAUGGAUAGCAAUCCAUCCAGUCCUGCCAGUGUUGGCCGGAAGGAAACAAAGGGUCGACGGAAACAGAGUUAUCCCAGCAAAGCUCCUACCAGUCCUGAUGUCAUUCACUAUCAGCAGGAAUCUAACGAGGAACAGGCGCAGGAUUUCACAGCGUGGUCGAAUAAGAUGAAGGGAAAGCAGGUCGAGGAUCAGAAGCAGCAAUUCGAUCAGCAGGGUGGCAACGCUACGAAGAAGAUGGACAUGUCCUGCACGAACUGCGGGACCAUGACCACUACGAUUUGGCGACGAAAUAUGAAGGGUGAGAUGGUUUGCAACGCGUGCGGUCUUUACUACAAGCUACACGGGGUAAAUCGUCCUGUAACGAUGAGAAGGGACACUAUUCAUACGCGUAGACGUCGACCCAAGGGCGAGAAACCUACCAGGCACAGAAAAAAAGGCGAGACGAUAUUGCCUACUCAGUCCGAGCAGAUGGACGCUGAGAGUGCUGACAUGUUGGCAGCUCUACGUAGACAAAUACAACCUCAUCUCAUGAUGGCGGCACUUACUCCUCAGCGUAUACCUGGUGCGCACGCGCAUCCACCGCCACCUACUGCACAGCUCAAUUAUUCGCUUCCCAUACCCAGUUACAUGAUGCACCACGUCAAAACUGAGGGAAGAGAGCAGCAACGUCACUCGCCCGACGACGUAGAGGAACCCGACGACGGGGACGAAGAAAACGUUUCCGACGUCCCGUUGAACCUGGUCGCCACCACCCUAUCCGAGGAGGCACACUGA
Cephus cinctus (wheat stem sawfly) is the source of this 2631-nucleotide messenger RNA. RefSeq lists its product as uncharacterized. Gene Ontology annotation, biological process: cell fate commitment; negative regulation of transcription by RNA polymerase II; positive regulation of transcription by RNA polymerase II. Lineage: Eukaryota; Metazoa; Arthropoda; Insecta; Hymenoptera; Cephidae. Gene Ontology annotation, cellular component: nucleus. The transcript has 9 exons. Bases 853 to 2631 code for a protein of 592 amino acids. The record is from RefSeq and is a predicted model, not a curated record. Gene Ontology annotation, molecular function: DNA-binding transcription factor activity, RNA polymerase II-specific; zinc ion binding; RNA polymerase II cis-regulatory region sequence-specific DNA binding.